AGAAAGUUCAUCAAACACGAUGACAAGACCAAAGCGUAAUCCACAAUUUAGGACAAAAUCGCUCACUAGUGAAAUUUCUUUUCCCAAUGAAUUUAGAAGCAAGACUUUGAUUAAGUACGACAAUGACGAAACCUUGGACAUCAAGGAGGAAAUCAUACAAGAUCAAGAAACAGAAGAAGUUACAUGCCCAAAUUUUAAUACAAAAUAUGCGGUAAAAGAAUGCAUCGUAAAUAUAAACGUAGAUAUGUUAGCCAGUAACGUGAAACAACUGAGUCAAAAGAAGGAGUAUAUUCAGAAUUUAAAACCGGAAGUUAAAUACAAAUGCAAAAAGUGUGCUCGGAGCUAUAAGGAGAAAAAGUAUUUGACUUAUCAUCAGACAUACGAAUGCGAUGUCACGCCACAGUUCAAAUGUAAUUUCUGCGGCAAACUAUUUAAACGGAAAUCUCACGUGAAUGCUCACGCACGUGUUGUUCAUCUUAAAUCAAACUCAGAGACAUCUAAAGCGAAGUAUAAUUGUGAUAAUUGUACACGUAGUUAUAAUUCCUCUCGUGCUUUAACUCGACACAAACGCGAAAAGCACGCAGCUGUCCCACCAGAAUUUAUUUGCGAUUAUUGUGGCCGCAAAAUGAAUCAAAAAAGUAGUUUGGCAACACACAUUCAUUGUUGCCAUUUCAAGUAAUUUAGUACACGCAGCUCAAUCAUUAUUUCUAAAAGAGCAUGAACCAACCUCAUAUUUUAUUCUACCUUACUUCAUACAAUUUUCCUUUUUUCUGAAAAAAUACGGAUAUGAGAAGCUGCACUUUCUCUACAAUUUUUUUUAUUUUCUCGCAACUGCUGCUAUUUCUACGAAAAUGUGCAAUAUGAUACAAAAUGUUCACACUGUUACCAAUAAUGUCUGAGGGAUCCAGUACAUGUCAUAAGUUUGAGUUUUCAACAUUAACAAGUUUGAAUUUUAUGUACGCAAUUCGAUCUGUAUAAUUAAUUCUUUACUAUGAAAAGUUCUUAGCGCUCCACUAAA
This is a messenger RNA of Belonocnema kinseyi, 1018 nucleotides long. RefSeq names its product zinc finger protein 492-like. Gene Ontology annotation, molecular function: DNA-binding transcription activator activity, RNA polymerase II-specific; RNA polymerase II cis-regulatory region sequence-specific DNA binding. Gene Ontology annotation, cellular component: nucleus. Lineage: Eukaryota; Metazoa; Arthropoda; Insecta; Hymenoptera; Cynipidae. The record is from RefSeq and is a predicted model, not a curated record. The transcript is spliced from 2 exons. Gene Ontology annotation, biological process: regulation of transcription by RNA polymerase II. Bases 20 to 679 code for a protein of 219 amino acids.